AAAGUAACAAUUAAAUAAUAAAAUAUCAAAAAGAAAGAAUUUAAAGGGAAUGGCCGACUGGCUGAGUGUAAUUUGUCCAAUUUGCAGAAUAGAUUUAUUGUUAGCUGGUCAUACUUUGGAGCUAUUGUUUUCGUUUGCUGGCACAGCAAUUUUCGUUUGUUAAGCAGAAUUCGGAUAAUUAGGGUCGCGAUAUGAACAACAGCCCCAAGGAUCCCCACGGCGGCUACCGGGGCAUUGGAGGCGGUGGACCCCUGGACGGCGGAUCAGCCGGUGUUUCUAUCAGCAUUGAGAGUGAUGACAAUGACUCAACUACGGCUGAACACGAAUUUUUGCUGCCGUCCUCGUCGUCGAUGACCUCUGCAGGUGGAGUCGCAGGGGGAGGACCAGCUGGGGCAGGUGGUUCUGCCAACACCAGCAUUAACUUGGAUCACGGGCCGAUUUCUACGGGAAGGAGUAGCAGCCUAAGUGGCGCUAACCGUCACGGAAAUAUCCUGUCUACAUUCUUGGCCAGGCAACGGUCUUACACACCAGCCAGCACAAGUAGCGGCAUGUCGGCGCGUGCUUCUGCACAAAUAAAUCGUCGAUUGCAACAGUCACGCAGCAUGGGCGCCAACGCCAGUGGCAGCCUUGAGGAACCACCGGUUGCAGGUGCAGCUUCCAAUGCUCAGGGAGCCUCCCCUGGAGGUGUAAGGCAGCUUGGUUUCUGGCGGGUCAAUCUCAACGAUGUGUUCUCCCUAUCCACGGCACCGUCGAGAGAGGCUCUCCGAUCCUUAAUAACACAUUCCAACUUCAGAUACCAGCCUGCAGCAGCCCCCGCUGGAGCCCCGCCAGUUGUUCCUCCAGCUCCAGUUGACAACUCGCACAUAUUGCUUCAGCAGCAACCGCCUCCAACCCAUCCCGAACCGACGAGCUCCCCCCUGAGGUAUGGACGAGUGAGCGCUGGGUCAGGACCCAGUCCUAGUGGAAUCAUCGGCAGAAGUAUUUCAUUGCGCGAGGGUGAAAUGAGACACAAUCAAAACCUCACCGGUGGCCGACACACCGCCAGUGUCAUCGGUCUGCAUAGCAAUCCGGUGGCUUUAGAAGAGCACGAACACAAUGCUGGACAAGAUAUGGAAGAUUCCGACGCCAAUGGAGAACCAGGAGGAGGAGGGGCCGCAGGAGGUGAUCCCCAGAUGGAGCCCCAUGACCAUGCAGCAGAAGAUGAAAAUCUCAUAUCAGACGACAUGGUUGUCCAGAUCCUCAGUCACUUUGUACGCUAUCUUCCACUGAUCUUCAUAUUGAUGAUCAAAUUCAUACACGAUCACCUGCUCGGCAUUAUAGAUCUUAUGGUAUUGCAAACCGUCAUUUAUAACGUUAACAGAUCGGUGCGGACACAAGUAGCGAGACUAGCCCAGAAGAACUACGCUGUGAUGAUACGAGAUGCCUGCCUGAUUUCCGUGGUGGUCACCCUGCGUCUGUUUUUGGCCACUGCGCCUCCUGAUCCCUUUGGUCUGAUUGUUCCGCCACCCAGAAAGUAUUUUAGUCUGGAGAUCACCGCAUUGCCUUAUCACACGGAACACACUGAGGCAGAAAAGCUAGCUGGAAACCCAACCACUUCAUCGGAAACCCUAAAGGCUUCCAUAUCCACGGAUACGUAUGAUGCCCUGAAAGUGAUUCCCUUGGGCAUGCUGCUUUAUUACAUUGCUGUGAGUGAUCUUAUUAUUAAACUGCUGACAAUGUUGGUGAAACUGGGAAUUACAAUGUUGCCGCACCAUAUAAUGAGACUUAAAGUUAGGGCGCGCUUAUACGUCUUGGUGGAGUACUCCUCACAGUUCUAUCGGGCACUGACUCCCAUCACCCAAUGGUUUAUGUUUCUCUACGAGUCCUACUCGGGCCUGGAGGUGGUUUCCGGAGGCCUGUUCUCCGCCCUGUAUCUGGGGGCGAAGAUAUUCGAGCUGGUGGACCGUGGCAAGUCGCUUAAAAAAGCCAUUGUGACUUUUAGAAAGAAUAUUGACUCUGAGCGACCGCCAACCAAAGACGAACUUGAUGCAGCGGGUGCAUUGUGCCCCAUAUGCCAUGAUGCCUUCAACUCGCCCAUUGUGCUCGAGUGCGGCCACAUCUUCUGUGAUGAGUGCGUUCAGACCUGGUUCAAGCGAGAGCAGACCUGUCCCAUGUGCCGGGCAAAAGUCAGCGACGAUCCCGCCUGGCAGGACGGCAGCACAACAUACUUCCAUCAGUUGUACUAGCUGCUACCCA
This is a messenger RNA of Drosophila bipectinata, 2235 nucleotides long. Its product is annotated as E3 ubiquitin-protein ligase RNFT1. Gene Ontology annotation, molecular function: ubiquitin protein ligase activity. Gene Ontology annotation, biological process: positive regulation of ERAD pathway. Lineage: Eukaryota; Metazoa; Arthropoda; Insecta; Diptera; Drosophilidae. The record is from RefSeq and is a predicted model, not a curated record.